Molecule: messenger RNA, 4553 nt
Organism: Acipenser ruthenus (sterlet)
Lineage: Eukaryota; Metazoa; Chordata; Actinopteri; Acipenseriformes; Acipenseridae
Product: GRIP1-associated protein 1-like
Exons: 28
Coding region: 300-2717 (805 amino acids)
Biological process (GO): regulation of modification of synaptic structure; neurotransmitter receptor transport, endosome to postsynaptic membrane; regulation of neurotransmitter receptor transport, endosome to postsynaptic membrane
Cellular component (GO): extrinsic component of postsynaptic early endosome membrane; postsynaptic recycling endosome; glutamatergic synapse
Source: RefSeq, a predicted model, not a curated record
AUUUAACAUAUUUUACAGUUGUUUCCCAUGUUUUUAAAUAGGCUUUGCCAUACCUCUGUGGGCUUUUCAAUGCUUACCCAUUGCUAUGUUUUUACGGUGAAGUUCAUUUACAGGCCCAGCUUCUGGACCUGAGGACCCAGAACUACCAGCAAUCCAAUGACUUGCGCAAGAACACAGCUGAGCUCAAUGCCUUCCGGCAGAAAACCUUCACUCAAGAGAAGGACUUAACCAAAGCCCUGAAGGCUCUCAACAAGAGUAAAAAGGCUCAGGAGAUAGACGCUCUGCUCAGUGAGAAUGAGAUGCUUCACGGGAAGCUGCACAGCCAGGAGGAGGAUUUCAGACUGCAGAACAGCACCCUCAUGCAAGAGCUCUCCAAGCUGUGUUCUCAGAUUGAAUUUCUAGAACAGGAGAAUAAACAGUUUAGGGCGGGGCAUGGGGCGUUUCCAGCAGCAACAAACCCCGCCUCCAAUCCGGUAGAUGGGGAGUUGCUCCGCCUCCAAGACGAAAACUCCGCCCUCCAGAAAAACAUGGCCGCCCUGCAGGGACGCUAUGAGAGGGAGGUCCAGUCAGGGAGAGGGUCCGAGGUAAACGGACUGAGGGUGACCCACACAGACCACCCAGACGGACAGAGUCACACAGAGGAGGAGGUCCCGGGACAGACGGACAACCAGGAGGGAGGAGAGAUCUCAGAGCAGAUUGAGCUCAGGUGUACAAAACUGGAGCAGAGAGUCAAAGAGCAGAGUGAGACAGAGUUGCAGCUACAGACUGAAAGAGAGGAAAAAAGACUACUGAGAGAACAGCUGCAGACGCUGGAGUCAGCUAUGCACACCGAUUCAACCAAACUUCAGGAAGAAAUCAGCAAGCUGUCUGACAGGCUAAAGAAAAAACAGGAAAGUUUUCUCCGUUUGCAAACUCAGAAGGAGACUUUAUACACCGACAGCAGGACUAAAAUCGAAGAGAUUCAGCAGAAGAAGGAAGAGGCGCUGAAGUCAGUCAAUAUCCGCAACCAGAAACUCCAAGCAGACCUGCAGGCAACCAAUCAGGUGGUCGGUGAAUUGAAGGAACAGCUACAGCACAAGCAAAAGGAUCACGAGGUGGCCCUAAACUCCCUGAAGGAGCAGGUAGCGUGUCAGAGCGCAGAGAGUCAGGAGCAAGUGGAGAGCAUCCUCACUGAGAACGAUGCACUCCGGACUAACCUAGCAGCUCUCGAACAGAUCCAGACUACAAAGACCCAGGAGAUGAAUCUCCUCCGAGAUCAGAACAUGGGUUUGAUUGCGGAGCUGCAGCAGCAUCAGGAAGACAAGGAGAGCUUCUUGGCUCAGAAAGACGAUCUCCACUCCCAGCUCCAGGAGGCAACUCGAGCGAGCGGUCGUUUACUGGAGCAGUUGACAGAGCUGGAGCAAGAGAAGGAGAAAUUGCAGAAGGACCUGGAGGAAAUGCACAAGAUUGCAGACAAGCGCAAAGCCAUGCUGGAUGAGAUGGCGAUUGGGACGGCGCAGGAGAAGUCGAGACACAAAGAGGAGAUGAGCGACGUGAGGCUGCAGCACGAGAAAGAGGUGCUGAGCAUCCGGGCCAAAUACGAGAGAGAGCUGAGGGGACUGCACGAGGAGAAGCACAGGACUGAGGAGGAGAUCCGAGCACAGCUCCGAGAGGAGAGGGCGCGGAGCAGGGAGCUGGAGGGGCUGCAGCAGAUCGUGGAGGAGCUGAAGCUGCAGAUCCAGUCCAUGGAGGGGACCAAGGGCUGGUUCGAGCGCAGACUCAGAGAGGCAGAGGAAACCAUUGAGAAGAAUUUACUGGAAAAGCAAGACGAGAUCAGAAAUCUGCACGAAGAGCACGCUGCACGGCUACAGGAGAAGGAUAGUGAGAUAGAGAGAGUGAAACAGCAGAUGGGAGAGGUAGAGAAAGAGAGGGAUGAUCAAGUGACCACCAUCUCCAAUCUCAAGCAGGAAAUCAAGGACACAGUGGAUGGACAGAGGAUCUUGGAGAAGAAGGGCAGUUCAGCGCUCAAAGAUCUGAAGAGACAGCUACAGCUGGAGAGGAAACGAGCAGACAAGCUACAGGAGAGACUGCAGGAGAUCUUUACCAACUCCAAAACCAAGACAGGUCUAGAGGAGCUGGUCCUGUCUGAAAUCCGCUCUCCCAGCCACACGCAGACAGGAGACAGCAGCAGCAUCUCCUCCUUCAGCUACAGGGAGAUGAUGAAGGAAGGAACUGCAGCACAGAGCAGCAGCAAGUCGAACACAGGCAGCCCCCAAUCUCAGCGCCCUGCAGAGCUGUCCGAUGAUGAGGUGGGGGAGCUGUUUCAGAGGCUGGCUGAAGUGCAGCAGGAGAAGUGGAUGCUGGAGGAGAAGGUGAAACAUCUGGAAGUCAGCUGUUCAUCAAUGGCGGAUGAUAUCUGUAAAAAAAGCUCAAUCAUUGAGAGGUACAUCAUGGACCGCAGAAGAGACGUGUCACCAGCCACGGCAGGGACCCACGGCGGCCACCCUGCCCACCCAGAGCGAGGCAUUCUGGGAGCCGUCCUGCGAGACCUGGUCAAGCCGGGCGACGAGAACCUGAGAGAGAUGAACAAGAAGCUGCAGAACAUGCUGGAGGAGCAGCUCACCAAGAACAUGCACCUGCAGAAGGAUCUCGAAAUCCUGUCUCAGGAAAUUGUCCAGUUGAGUAAGGGGUGUGCCUCCACUCACGUCAGGGACCAAAAUCCAGACACGAGCAGCUAGAGGCAGCCUGAACCAAGCCACAGCUCCCCCCUCUCCACGCCUCCCUCCCUGUUCCCACGGUUACAGAACCCAGCAGAGCUGCUUCAUCUGCGUUUGGACUGUACCACUGCACCAGAAGAGAGGGGUGGGGGGGGGGGGGGGGGGGGGGAUCUCAUUUUCCUGUUGAAUGUAUUUUCUGUAUAUCUUUCGUCUGUAUCUGGUAACAAAUUGAAAUUGUGCAGCCUGGCUGAGGCUUGCUCCUCUUUUUCGCACAAGAGCGAUCGCCCAACUGGGCAUGCUCAGGAUGAAGUCCAGCUAAGAACUGGCCUGCAGUUCCGUGAUCAAGGUAAAGGGGGCAGUGUUGUCAAUGGUGGGGGGAUUCAGUUCAUGAUGGUUGGCUAAAGGUGAUCAAGAUUAUCAGCUUAUUUAAAAUAAGGUGUAUGAAAACUGGAGAGAUCCACAGAGCAUCUGUUGAUUUUUAUAACAAGAUUUAACUUUGCUGCAUGAACAUUUGCCUUGUCAAUUACAUACAGUUUAUGUUCUUAUUUGUUCAAAGAACAUUUGAUGUGGUUAAGAAAAUAUUCAUAGUUGCCGCUUACAGUAAAAAUCCAAUGUUGCAGAUUUUGUCAGUGAUCAAGUCACUGGCCCAGUGAUUAAAGAAAGGGGCUUGUUACCAGCAUCCCAGUGUUCAAUCACAGUUCAGCCACUGUCUGUGACCUCGUCACUUCACCUCCUUGUGCUCCGUCCUUCGGAUGAGAGGUAAAACAAACAAGGUCCUAUUGGAAGUGACUCUGCAGCAGCAGUUUUGAUGCGUAGUUCACUGCCUAGUCACUGUAAGUCGCGUUGGAUAAAAGCGUCUGCUAAAGGACUCCAGAGCUGGUAUCGCAUUGAAUGUCGAAUUUCUCCAACCUCAGUCCAGCUGCUUUUGUUCGUUCUGCCUCAAUACCACUUUUGAAGGAAGCAUAUGCAGUGUGAUUCACAAAUAAUACACUCUGUGGAAUAAACUUCAUUACGAAACAUGUUCAAAAUCGUAACUGCAUGUGGUCAUUCACUGAUUCCAGUUACCUAUAGUUAGUUAUCAGAAAGUGGACACUGAUAAAAAAAAAAACCGCUGGAUCCCCUUCUAAUGCUGCUCCAUUAACUGUUUCCUGACCAGAUUUAUAUUUAAACCGGUUCCUAACUUUUAAAAUAAUUGUAGCUAAAAAAAAUAGUUCCACUGUGUAUUUGUGAUGUCUUUUUUUAACAAACAUGCAUUUUCAUUUUAAAACAUAUCUGGGACAGGUUAAAGAAAUCCCUGUUUGCAAGCCAAGUUUUUUCAGCUGUCUUCCACUUCCUGGCUCACCUGGAAGUUGAAAUUGUCCCCACCCCUUCACUGGCUUCUUUCCUGUCAAUGGACCAAUCAGCUGCUUCCCCUUUUGACUGACAUGCUUUGCAGCCAGUAGCAUGACCAAGGAGACACUGCUGAGGUGAAAUGACCUAGGAAGUAAAGCAGUAACUGACUUCCUGGAAGGCAAGACACGCAAACUGAGAACUUCCUUUAACCCAGAUAUAACAUGUGCUGCUUUCAAAACUACACAUUUCAAACCUAUGUGGGUGUAGACGUUUUGAAAAUGUAUUUUAUUAGCUAAAAUGCUCCAGUUUUGCCAAAUAAAAUCCUGGGUUAUUUCAAAUGUAUGACUCCAUUCAUCAUAGGAAAUUAGAUUCAACACAAAUGCUUAUUUAUUUUAAAAAAAAACAGCAAUGCUUCUCUUAAUGGUACCUUUGUAAUAAAUGAUGUGUGAUAAUUCUGUUUAUCAGUCUGUGUAUGUUCUAGUACCGUUAACAACAGAAUAAUAAAAAAAAAGCUGUAUAAAACUA